This is a messenger RNA of Triticum dicoccoides, 1154 nucleotides long. Its product is annotated as stress enhanced protein 2, chloroplastic-like. The record is from RefSeq and is a predicted model, not a curated record. The coding region runs from base 123 to 692 and encodes 189 amino acids. Gene Ontology annotation, biological process: cellular response to high light intensity. NCBI's taxonomy places the organism in Eukaryota, Viridiplantae, Streptophyta, Magnoliopsida, Poales, Poaceae. The transcript has 2 exons.
AGAGGAGCAGCGCAUUAUCGUUCAGCAUUCGUUCACCGGCCCGUUUGUUUACUCCAAGAACCCCAGCGGCUCAUCAAAGCAAAGUCUCCGGUGGUUAUCCGUCCGUCGAGUUCGAGUCUACCAUGGCGGCCGCGGUGGCGAGAGCGAUCGUGUGCGAGGCGGCGCCGCAGAGGGCGGCGCCCCCGUCGCAGCAGAAGCAGCAGACGAGGCGGGACAAGAUCCUGCUCCAGCCCCGCCUCUCCACGCUCCGGUCGUACGGCGCCGACGGCAGCGGCGCGGUGACGCGGAAGCGGCUCCCGGGCGAGGCCCUGGAGGAGGGCGGCGUCGGGGGAGCGCCGCCGUUCUUCGCGUCGCUCGCCGACUACAUCGAGAGCUCCCGCAAGAGCCAGGACUUCGAGACCAUCUCCGGCCGCCUCGCCAUGGUGGCGUUCGCGGCGGCGGUGGCGGUUGAGGCGACGACGGGGGACUCGCUGUUCAAGAAGCUGGACACGGUGCAGAUCGAGGAGGCGACGGGGCUGUGCCUGGCGGUGGUGGCCUCGGCGGCCACGUUCGCGUGGGUCUCGAGCGCGCGCGGCCGGAUCGGGCAGAUGCUCACCCUCGGCUGCAACUCCUUCGUGGACGGGCUCAUCGACAACGUCGUGGACGUGCUCUUCUCCGACGACCAGAUGCAGGACUGGUCCGACGACGUCUGAGCGCACAGACGCAGAUGCACCACGUACACGUGUAGAUACGAUACGAUACGAUACGGCUACUAGACGCAGACGCUGCGUGCGCAUGAUGAUAGUAUAGAACUAAUACUAGAGAUCGAAAUCGUAGCGUUGUUAAGAGGGACUUUGCAUUUCCAAGUUCCAUCGCUGCUGCACUGCAAGUGGUUCCUUAUUUCUUCAGAGAUGGAUGCCAUGGCUAUGGUACGGAGCUCUGUUCAUCUGGAGUCUCUGUGCCUUUGAGGAUUUUCUGUGAUUGCAGCGUUGUAAUCUGCAUAUGGAGCACUAGUACCUUAAGAUUUAACUGUACCUUAGUAUCUAGAGCUACUGAUACUGUAAUACGAGAAUCGUGUACCCUCGCUAGCAUCUUGGGAGCAUGUUAAUUACAUGUAUAAGAAAUUAUCCAGUAUUACAGUAUUAUUAUGCGAUGUCUCAUCGCUUGUCAUUUAA